CCGGGCUGCGGCGCCAUUUUGACUUUCCGACCUUGGGUUCCGGCUGGUUGCGGGCUGCUGGCUGCCGCCUGCUCUGUGCCGUCAUGUCCGCGCUCACGCCGCUGCUGCUGAGAGGCCUCGCAGCCCCCGGCCGGCGGCUCCUUGUGCCGCGCGCCCAGAUCGCUUCCAAGCCGCCGCGGGAGCAGCUUGGGCUCAUGGAUAAUGCCAUUGGGCUCGUCUCCUGCUUCCUGUGUUUCCUCGUGCCGCCGGCCUGGGUCCUGUCUCACCUGGAGGACUACAAGAAGCGGGAUUGAAGGGGGCCAUCCUGUCCUCACCUUGAGACCUGACCACCCCCGGCCCGUUCUGGUCAUGUCUCCUGCAUUCCCGGCUGGCCUUCCCUGGAUCAUGUCCUUCAAUUACAGUGACCUCUUCUGCAACCAUGACCUCUCCAUGUCUCCAUGGUGACAUCUGGGACCACAUAUAUCAGUUUAGAAGGCCCUGCUCAGUGGGGUCCCCAAUUGUAACAAUAAAGUCUAUUUAAACCUUG
This is a messenger RNA of Choloepus didactylus (southern two-toed sloth), 526 nucleotides long. RefSeq names its product cytochrome c oxidase subunit 8A, mitochondrial. NCBI's taxonomy places the organism in Eukaryota, Metazoa, Chordata, Mammalia, Pilosa, Megalonychidae. Bases 84 to 293 code for a protein of 69 amino acids. The record is from RefSeq and is a predicted model, not a curated record. Gene Ontology annotation, biological process: mitochondrial electron transport, cytochrome c to oxygen. Gene Ontology annotation, cellular component: mitochondrion. The transcript has 2 exons.